Molecule: messenger RNA, 729 nt
Organism: Oppiella nova
Lineage: Eukaryota; Metazoa; Arthropoda; Arachnida; Sarcoptiformes; Oppiidae
Source: the annotation of a GenBank genome assembly
AUGGAAUUGUGUUCCCAUAGUCUGCAGAAUGUUCUUCAACACAAACCACAAGUGUUUGGUCGACAACCGGAAGAACCCAUGAAUUCAAUCGAGUUUUACAUUUCGUGUCAUAUAUUCAAAGAGAUCUUAGAAUGCGUUCAAUAUUUACAUGAAUUGAAUCCUCCGGUCAUUCAUAGAGAUCUCAAACCCGACAAUAUAUUAGUGGCACUAAACGUCACAAAUAGGCGGUAUUUUAAACUGGGUGACUUUGGUUUGGCGACAGUACACGACCGGAAUAUCCAUUCAAUGACUAAUAAUAAACAUACGGGAGAUGUCGGCGACAUUAUAUAUCAGGCGCCUGAAGUGGCUUAUAAUGCAAAAUAUGACCACAGGGUAGACAUCUAUAGUCUGUCCAAAAUCGGCGAAGAAAUCUUUGGUUUGAAUUUCAAUGACAAACUCACUAAUAACACUAAUAACGAAGUUCUGGGUAAACGUGUUCUUAAAUUACAAGACUUACUACAAUCCAUGUCAUACUAUAACUGGGAUCAUCCGCACAAACCCGGCCCUCACUGGACAGACAGACCCGAGUGCUCACAAGUGUUAUCCGAAUAUAACUUAUGUGACAAUAAAGUGAGCUAUGCAUUAGACGGCGGCCGCGAACUCGGAGCUCAUGGACCUACCGGUCCCUCGAAUUUGUCUUAUUUUGAUGACCGCAUAAAGUACGGCACAUAUGAUGAGUACAAUCGUUGA